GUCUUCGUCAUUUUACGUCCACGGCGAUGGAGGAAACCGAGAAAGUUGCGUGCAGUUUAUUAAUGGAUCUCUGAGAGGUUGCUUGUUCCGUUCACGCAGAAAAAUCUGCGAACGUGUUCAUUUAAUUUAUCAUAAUCGCAUUCGAGCAAUCUCAUUAGAUAAAAACCGUAUUCAUCGCGUGACAUAACCUCGCAAAGGUGAGCAAAGAUGUCUCAUAAUCACAUGGCGCACAUGAUGAAUAAUGCUUCGGGGGGACAUACGUCUCAUGACGCUGACAUGUCUCAUGCAGGCAUAGAUCACUCGAACAUGCACGGUGGUAUGGGACACGAUUCAAUGGAUCACGAUCAUAUGUCGCAUGGAACUAUGGAUCAUAAUGAUCACGCUGGACACACUGUUGCCACCGCCACAGAAGCAUGUGCAAACAUGGGGAUGCACGGUAUGUCGAUGACAUUCCACGGGGGAUAUUGCGAAAAAGUAUUAUUUGAAUCCUGGAAUAUCUCCUCGGUCGGUGGCCUCGUUGGAUCCAUGAUCGGUAUCAUGAUCAUGGCCGCGCUCUACGAGGGUUUGAAGUAUUAUCGGGAGUACCUAUUUUGGAAGACGUAUAAUGCCCUACAAUAUAGAAGCGUCACGAUGCCAGCAGAAAAGAAUGUUGUGGCCGAGGAUAAUCGAGUCGUACAUAUGGUUGGAGAAGUAAUUCACAAACAACCGCCCACAAUGUUGUCAUGGAUGCAUACAUUUCAAACAUUCUUACACAUAGUGCAAAUCGUGCUGUCAUAUUUCCUCAUGCUGAUCUUCAUGACUUACAAUGUCUGGUUGGGCUUUGCUGUAGUACUUGGUGCAGCAAUUGGUUACUUCUUGUUUGGAUGGAAAAAAUCUGUUAUUGUAGAUGUUACAGAACAUUGUCAUUAGCCGUUUAUAUAAUUACAAUGUAAUAUUGUAUUAUCAUGUCAAAAAUGUACAUAUCUGUACAUUGUCAUAAAGUUCAUACUGAUCAA
This is a messenger RNA of Dufourea novaeangliae, 995 nucleotides long. RefSeq names its product high affinity copper uptake protein 1 (gene Ctr1A). The transcript is spliced from 5 exons. The coding region runs from base 208 to 909 and encodes 233 amino acids. Gene Ontology annotation, cellular component: membrane. Lineage: Eukaryota; Metazoa; Arthropoda; Insecta; Hymenoptera; Halictidae. Gene Ontology annotation, biological process: copper ion transmembrane transport. Gene Ontology annotation, molecular function: copper ion transmembrane transporter activity. The record is from RefSeq and is a predicted model, not a curated record.